This is a messenger RNA of Gadus morhua (Atlantic cod), 1356 nucleotides long. RefSeq names its product E3 ubiquitin/ISG15 ligase TRIM25-like. Gene Ontology annotation, molecular function: zinc ion binding. NCBI's taxonomy places the organism in Eukaryota, Metazoa, Chordata, Actinopteri, Gadiformes, Gadidae. Bases 82 to 1356 code for a protein of 424 amino acids. The transcript is spliced from 5 exons. The record is from RefSeq and is a predicted model, not a curated record.
AAUCCAAUCCAGCCCAACAAGAUGCCUCAUUGAAGUGAUAUUGUUCCGCCUCGAGCAGCAGGACACCUGUACAGUGAUGUCAUGGAACAGCAGCCAAUAGGAGGAAUGGCCUCUGCGACAUCGUGGUCUGAGGAGGACUUCUCCUGUUCCAUCUGUCUGGAUGUGUUCAACAGCCCAGUUACCACACCAUGUGGACACAACUUCUGCAGAACCUGUAUUACAGUGUUCUGGGAUGACAUGGUCCAGUACAAAUGUCCUGUCUGCAACGAGCUGUUCCACACAAGACCUGUUUUACGGGUUAAUACCUUCAUAUUAGGGAUGGUUGAUCAGUUUAGAAGUUCUGUACGAGUCAAAGAGCAGCCUUGCGUUGAACCCGGAGAAGUUCCUUGUGACGUCUGUACUGGGACCCAGCUGAAGGCAGUGAAGUCCUGCCUGGUGUGUUAUACCUCUUACUGCCAGACCCACCUGGAGCCACAUCAGAGAGUCUCCCGUCUGAAGACACAUCAGCUGGUCGACCCUUUGGACAGUCUGGAAGACAGGAUGUGUAAGAAACACGGCCGACUCCUGGAGCUCUUCUGUCAGACUGACCAGGUGUGUGCGUGUGUGUUGUGCACAAUGACAGACCACAAGUCACAUCCUGUUGUACCUCUGAAGGAGGAAUAUGAAGUGAAGACGGCCCAGCUGGGGAAGAUAGAGGCUGAAGUUCAGCAGAUGAUCAAGGAGAGACAACGAAAGAUUAAAGACAUCAUAGACAGGGUGGACCACAGCAAAGCAGACGCAGACAGAGAGAUAGCCGAUGGUGUGCAGGUCCUCACUGCUCUGAGGCGCUCUGUUGAAAAGUGUCUGGAUGAUCACAACAAAACGGUUCAAGAGAAACUGAAAUCCACAGAGAAAGAAGCUGAAGGCCUCAUCAAAGAGCUGCAGCAGGAAAUAAAAGAUCUGACCAAUAGAAGCUCAGAGGUGAAGCAGUUCUCCCAAACUGAAGACCACCUCCACCUCCUCCAGACCUUCAGAUCCCUGAAGGAUCCUCCACCCACCAGGGACUGGACCACGGUGGAGGUCCGUCCUCCAUCAUACGUUGGGACCUUGAGGAGAGCCCUGGAUCAGCUGGAGGAGACACUGAACAUGGAGGUGAAGAAGGUGCCUGACCUGAGAUCAGCUCUACACAAGUAUGCCUGUGACCUCACACUGGACCCCAACACGGCCCACAGAGACCUGCUGUCCCUCUCAGAAAAGGUGGACCUGAAGAAGUCACGCUUCUUCACGGUCCCUCACGACGGAGGCUCUGUCGUGACCUCGCCCGUCAGCUCCUCCACGUCCAGAGACAGCCCCCAUCCUAACCUCUCCCUCACCUGA